This is a messenger RNA of Danio aesculapii, 5468 nucleotides long. RefSeq names its product PTPRF interacting protein alpha 1 (gene ppfia1). NCBI's taxonomy places the organism in Eukaryota, Metazoa, Chordata, Actinopteri, Cypriniformes, Danionidae. The coding region runs from base 789 to 4454 and encodes 1221 amino acids. Gene Ontology annotation, biological process: synapse organization. The record is from RefSeq and is a predicted model, not a curated record. The transcript has 31 exons. Gene Ontology annotation, cellular component: presynaptic active zone. Gene Ontology annotation, molecular function: protein binding.
GCGAGCGCAGGAAACUGGAGCAGCGACAAACUCUAACCUCGCUGUUAAUUUUUGUUUUAACUCUUUUUUAUCCAUUAAUUAUUGUUUUCUGAGGUCAGACCGGCCGUCGAAAGACUUUAUUUGCGGCUAGUAUCGUUUAAAGGUCGCUUUGGGCUUUUAAAGUGGUGGAUUUGUACUUUUAUCCCGGUGUUUUUCCUCAUGGAUCAGAUGGUGACGCGUCAGAAUAAUUGACACCAAUAAACGCGUUUCCUUUAUUCAUAUUUCCAUAAAGCAACACGUCGCUGAGCGCCGGUUUUAACUGUUGAUUUUAAACGCGAAACUCUUUUAUUCCUGGGCUGAAACGAGGAUAUUUGAGAUUAUUCCUACUUUAGCUGCUAAUGCUAACUAGCGCAGGCCGCUGUUGGAGUUUAUUUAUAUAUGAGUAUUUUAGUAUUUAUGUGAUUUAUAUGUGUAUUUGAGAGUAUGAAUAUUCAUGAGAGUACGAUGGAAGUCUUUUAUUGAUCAGUGAUGUCUUCUCCAUCACUUAAGACUCGGGUCUCUAGUCAUGAGUGAUGUUUCUCACUCUUUAUGAAGGCCUCGGUUAUUUUCCUAAUUUUUCUUUAUUAUUUUCCCUGCUCAUUUUCGUCAGAUCUCUUUCUUUAAAGUGACAGGGGACUCAUUUGACUCAUGCUGUCGAGUUUGAUGGCUUGACGAACAGUUAGCGUCAUAGUUGAUCUUUUAAAUGUGUUAGCUGUGAUUGAACUGGACACAACCGAGAAGAGGAGACAGAAGUCCUGCAGAUAAUCAAGAUGAUGUGCGAGGUGAUGCCCACCAUCAGUGAGGCAGAGGUCUGCAGUGCGGGCGGGGCUCUGGGCUCCGGGUCCCCAGUGCAGGCGGACUCUGAGGGCCACUUUGAGUCUCUGAUGGUGUCGAUGCUGGAGGAGCGAGACCGGCUGCUGGACACACUGCGGGAAACACAGGAGAACCUGUGUGUGGCCCAGAGCAAACUCCACGAGAUCAGCCACGAGAGAGACUCACUGCAGAGACAGCUGAACAGCGCACUGCCACAGGAGUUUGCUGCUCUGACAAAGGAAGUGAACAUGUGUCGAGAGCAGCUACUGGAGCGAGAGGAGGAGAUUGCAGAGCUGAAGGCCGAGAGGAACAACACACGCCUGCUGUUGGAGCAUCUGGAGUGUCUGGUGUCUCGGCAUGAGCGCUCCCUCAGGAUGACGGUGGUGAAGCGGCAGGCUCAGUCUCCCGCCGGCGUCUCCAGCGAGGUGGAGGUGCUCAAAGCCCUCAAAUCCCUCUUCGAGCAUCACAAGGCCCUGGAUGAGAAGGUGCGCGAGCGUCUGCGUGUGGCUCUGGAGAGAUGCAGCAUUCUGGAGGAGCAGCUGACGGCCUCACACAAAGAGCUUAUGUUCAUGAAGGAGCAGAACAGUCAGAAGAAGCUGAUUAUUGACGCAUCAGCAGAAAUCAACCACAGCUCUGACGCCACACCAAACGCUAACGGCAAGCAGCGUCUCUCAGAUGUGUCCAUGGCUCUGGAUGCGGGCAGUGUGUCUGACGGGGAUCUGCAGGAGCUGAUGGAGCGUCAGAGUAAAGAGCUGCUGCUGCUGAAGGAGCGAGUGGCGUCUCUGAUCAGCAGAGAGUCUGAGCUGGAGGAGGAUCUGGACACGGCCCGCAGAGACCUCAUCAAGAGUGAAGACGCCAACAGCCGACUGCAGAGGGACCUGCGAGAGUCUCUGGCGCAGAAGGAUGAUAUGGAGGAGCGCAUCACCACGCUGGAGAAGCGCUACCUGUCGGCUCAGAGGGAAGCCACGUCUGUGCACGACCUCAACGACAAGCUGGAGAACGAGAUCGCCAACAAGGACUCGCUGCUCUGCCAGCUGGAGGAGAAGAGCCGUCAGCUGCAGGAGAGGCUGGAGUUGGCGGAGCAGAAGCUCCAGCAGACGCUCCGUAAGGCCGAGACGCUGCCCGAGGUGGAGGCAGAGCUGGCGCAGAGAGUCGUGGCCCUCACCAAGGCGGAGGAGCGUCAUGGUAAUGUGGAGGAGCGUCUGCGGCAGAUGGAGGCGCAGCUGGAGGAGAAGAACCAGGAGCUGCUGAGGGCGCGUCAGCGGGAGAAGAUGAACGAGGAGCACAACAAGCGUCUGUCGGAGACGGUGGACAAACUGCUGUCAGAGUCCAACGAGAGGCUGCAGCUGCACCUGAAGGAGCGCAUGACGGCGCUGGAGGACAAGAACGCCCUGAUCCGAGACCUGGAGCACACCAAGAAGAUGAUCGAGGAGGCGCACCAUGAGAAGGAGCAGCUGCUCAUCCAGAUCGAGACCAUGAGGACGGAGCACGAGCGGGGCCGCAGUAGGAGCAACUCUCUGCUGCAUCAUGGCCGUUCCCACAUGAGCGGGACUCCAGAUUUCCGGUACCCGGUGUCGGUGUCGUCAGCGAUGGACAGUCAGUACAGCGGAGCGCUGGUGCUCAGGAGACCUCAGAAGGGGAGAGUGUCUGCGCUCAGAGACGAGCCGUCCAAGGUGCAGACGCUGGACGAGCAGGACUGGGACCGGCUGCAGCAGGCUAAUGUUCUGGCUAAUGUAGCGCACGCGUUUGAGAGCGACAUGGACAUGUCAGACGUGGAGGACGACAGAGAGACGGUCUUCAGCUCCAUGGACCUGCUGUCUCCUGCUGGACAGGCGGACGCUCAGACGCUAGCGCUAAUGCUACAGGAGCAGCUGGACGCCAUCAACAAUGAGAUACGGAUGAUCCAGGAGGAGAAGGAGUGUACGACGAUGCGGGCGGAGCAGAUCGAGUCUCGGGUGGGCAGCGGUGAUGAUCUGGGCAGCCGCUUCCGCCCGCUGCCGCCCUCCUUCCACAGCUCCGCCCACAGCGAGGCGUCGCCGCCCGGAUCAGGACACUCCACCCCCCGCCGAGAGCUGGACCGGAUGGGGGUCAUGACCCUGUGCGCUCAGGAUGAUAAAGCCACCAUCCGCUGUGAGACGUCUCCUCCCUCCACCCCGUCCUCCAUCAGGCUGCACAGAGGAGCGCUGCACACCUCCAGCCAUGAGGACCUCCGGGACCCCCGCAGUGCGGGGCUGCAGGACGGAGCCUCCAGUAACCCCAGCAGCAGUAACAGCAGUCAGGACUCCCUCAAUAAAGGCACCAAGAAGAAGAGCAUCAAGUCCUCCAUCGGCCGCCUGUUCGCCAAGAAGGAGAAGAGCAGAGCUACUGCGGGCCGAGAGACUGCUGCGCCAGCUCUGGCAGGAACAGCAGACGGCGCCGGCUCUCAGGACUCCAUGACCCUCAGUAAGCUGGGCCCCGCAGAGAAGAACCGCAAACUGCAGAAGAAUCGUAGCCCACAGUCAGGGCAUGAGCUGCUGGAGGAGGCGUGUCGUCAGGGUCUGCCCUUCGCUCAGUGGGACGGUCCUACAGUGGUGGUGUGGCUGGAGCUGUGGGUGGGGAUGCCCGCCUGGUACGUGGCGGCGUGUCGUGCCAAUGUGAAGAGCGGCGCCAUCAUGUCUGCGCUGUCGGACACAGAGAUCCAGCGGGAGAUCGGCAUCAGUAACCCACUGCACCGGCUCAAACUGAGGCUCGCCAUCCAGGAGAUCAUGUCCCUCACCAGCCCCUCAGCCCCGCCCACCUCCAGAACGUCUUCAGGGAAUGUGUGGCUCACUCAUGAGGAGAUGGAGAGUCUGGCUGCGACGCCGCCCACGGAGGAUGAGGAGGGCAGCUGGGCACAGACUCUGGCCUAUGGGGACAUGAACCACGAGUGGAUCGGGAACGACUGGCUCCCCAGUCUGGGUCUGCCGCAGUACCGCAGCUACUUCAUGGAGUCGCUGGUGGACGCCCGCAUGCUGGACCACCUGACCAAGAAGGACCUGCGCAGCCAGCUGAAGAUGGUGGACAGCUUCCACAGGAACAGUUUUCAGUGUGGUGUGAUGUGUCUGAGACGGCUGAACUACGACAGGAAAGAUCUGGAGCGCAGACGAGAGGAGACACAGACUGAAGGCAACGAUGUGCUGGUGUGGACGAAUGAGCGUGUGGUGAGCUGGGUGCAGGCGAUCGGGCUGAAGGAUUACGCUGCUAAUCUGCUGGAGAGCGGCGUUCACGGAGCGCUCAUCGCCCUCGACGACGCCUUCGACCACAACGCCCUCGCCCUCCUGCUGCAGAUCCCUACACAGUGCACUCAGGCGCGGGCUCUGCUGGAACAGGAGUACAGGCAGCUGCUGAGUGGCGGGACGGAGAGACGGCAGGAGGAGGAUGAUGAUAAGAGUUUCCGGCGCGCUCCGUCCUGGAGGAAGAAGUUCAGGCCUAAAGACGUGCGCGGUGUGAGCGUGAGCGCGGCGGACACACUGCCGGCCAGCUUCAGGGUGAGCGCAGGAGACGCCAACACUGCUGCCCUCAUCAACAGGAAAACACAGCUGGACGGUGGUGUGAGUGGAGUUCAGCGUCUGGAUGCGGCCGCUGUCAGGACAUACUCCUGCUGAUCUGACCAGGUGAUCCGGCUGAUCCUCCCUCCAGCACACACACACAGGAGCGCUCUGCUCUCUCGCUGUUACAGUGAUCUUCAUCAUCAUCAUCAUCAGGACACAGAGGCUGUGUUUCCUCCGCUCGUCUCUCUCUGUUUGACUUCUGAUUUGAUUUGGUCACUUUAGUAUUUUAAUCUUGCGUCGUCCUAAUCCUCUUCCGCUCUGCUAGAUGUAUAAUUGAGUCUGCACCUCAGUAGGCGUCCCCUCUUGUGUUUGUCCUCCUCAUAGCUGAUUCCCCCAGCUGCAGGGCUGUGUGUGAUUCUCCUUACGCUGGUCCUGCUAGUGACCCGAGUGGAUGGCGUAGUGUGCAUAUUCUGCGGUUGGUACGUGUUUUAUAUCCUGUGAUACCAAAAUGGAACCCUUGAGAAGCCAUAAUCUGAUCAUCAUGAGGGCUAUUUUGGAGAAAUCUUUAUACAGAUGUGAUUUAAUGCCGGGUGUUUUAGCCCAGAGCCUGGCGGUGCAUCCAUUCCCUGUGCGUGCGUGCGCGUGUGUGUGUGCGUGCGUGCGUGUGUGCGUGUGUGUGUGUGUGUGUGUGUUCUCCAGUGUUGUAGAUGGACCAAUCCUCAGUGGCCUACGCCUCGACCUUUGACCCUGUUUUUACCACUGUACUGAAGCCUUAUCUUUGUAGCCGCUCCUAACGUUUGACUGAUCUUUUCUAUGGUAUAUAUGAUAAAUCAGAAUAUCAGCCUUUAUGUAGACUCGUCAUGUUUCAGAUGGUGUCUAAAGCGCAGGCUGGACUCAUAUCCCAGUCUCUGUCUUAUUUUAACUUCGGCUAGUCUCUUAUGUACAAUUAAAGUCCCGUUACUCUCUUUAUAUUGUGCUUUAUUUAAUGACAGCUCCUGCUCCUCUAAUACUCAAUAAUGUACAGUCCCAGUACUGAUCAACUAUUUUAUCACAGUAUUAUUUAUUGCUUUCAUUUCAAUAAAAUACUGAAACCUAUUUUCCACUGCCAAUAAAAUAAUUCUUUAUGAA